CACCUUUAAUGGAAAAAAAAUAGGGCAUUCAUCACGGGGCUAUUAUGCGAAUGCAGGGAGAGAGCGCGUGCCCAGCCUUCAGCACAAUGCCUGACAUAUGGCUGCUAAGUAGUAGCUAUUUUUUCUUUUUAAAAUACCAUUCAUUUUUUAAAUCUUUUUUUAGUAGCUAUUAUUAUAGUGCGGGUUUUUUUUUUUUUCUACAUAACACUUUUCUUCAUGCCUUCCAGAGGAAAGACAGCUUUGAAAUCAGACAGAUUUAGGAUCAGAUCUCAAGUACAGCAGUUACUAGGUGUCCCAGUCAGUAUCACUGUUGCUGUGAUGAAAAACCAUCACCAAAACAACUUGGGGAGGAAAGGGUUUACUUGGCUUACACUUCCGCCUCACUGUUCAUCACCAAGGAAGUCAGGACUGGACCCUGGAGGCAGAGGCUGCUGCAGAGGCCAUGGGUGCAGCAGACUGGCCUGCUCAUCCUGCUUCCUGAUAGGAUCCAGGAGUACCAGCCCGGGGGGAAACCUCACCCCCAGUGCACUGAGCACAAAGUGGAAAUGAUGACGCAGCGUCAUCUAUGAAUAUGGAGUUGAGUACGAAGUGAAGUCUUCAGAAAGCCCCACGAGGGCCUAAGACAUACUGACUUUUUUUUUUUUUUCUUUUUUUCGGAGCUGGGGACCGAACCCAGGGCCUUGUGCUGACUUUCAAUCUGACUUUUAGCUUUUGAAUCAAUGCUUAUCUUUCAGUGGCUUAACUAUGACCAGAUACGUAGAACCCACUUUAUUCGAGCCACACACUCCCCAACACCCCCCCACCCCCCCAACCCUGCUAUUAAGGAGAGGUGAUAAACUCAUUCACCAAGACAAUGAGACAUUGAGGGAACCAGGAAGACCGGGAAGUGUUGGGGGCGGAGAGAGGAAUUUUACUCUCUCCCCUUUAUGGAUGUUUUACCACUUAUUUGUGGUUUGCUUAGCAAACCAGGGCCCUACAUGCUAAUCAAGUCCUCUAGCACUGAGCAACAUCCCUUUAAAUUUUAGGUAUGUUUGUGAUUUUUUGGUUUUUUUAACCCAAGAAUCCAAUCAACAUGCACAAGACAGAUUAACCUGGGGAAAAGCAUAUAUUUAUUUAAUCAAUAUAUUCGUUAUUCUUAUCAUAGCACCCUUUCUGUUGCUAUAAAACACCGCAACCACACAACUUUAGGAGGAGAGAGCUUAUUGGUUUAUGGGUUACUGUCAAUCAUGGAGGAAGCCAAGGCAGGACCCCGAGACAGAACCCAUGGAAGAAUACUGCUUACUCAUUCACAGUCCACAGAUGUCUCAGCCUACCAUCUUAUACAACACAACUGCACCUGCCCUGGGCGGCACCACCUACACUGGGCUAGGUUCUCUUUCGUCUAUCAUUAACCAGGAAAAUGCCCCACAGACAUGCCCAGGGCCGUCUGAUGGAGGCAAGACUUGGGUUGAGGGUCCCUCUUCCCAGGUGAUUUUAGCUUGUGUCACACUGACAAAGACUAAACAGCACUAAGUACAUGAGUGUCUUUAAAAGGUUAUUACAGAUGAGUUCUUUAAAAGUAUAUUAACCCAGCAGUCCUUAUAAAGAAAUGGCAGACCAACAGAAAGCUAGGUGGGAUGGUGCACACCUGAGAUUCUAGAACUCAGGAGUCUGAGGCAGGAGCAUCAGAAGUUCAAGGUAAUCCUCUGUCUGGGCUACAUGAAAAUCAAAACACGUCCCCCUGCCCCCAAGCAAUGAAGAAGUUAUACAAUCAAUCACAUGCACUGAAGUGAUAGUAAGUGGCAAAUUGAGGCAAGGUGAAGGAGCUCAGAGAAGGAAAGCAAAUUGGGUACAGAGGUGACUAAGAAGAUAAAGAUUACUGUAGCAAGGUCUGCUGUACAGAUCCCUUCAGCCUCAGCUUGGUGUCCUUGAUAGUAAGAAUGUUGCCUUCCUUUUGCAUAGAGAAGACAGUGUUCACAUCGGAAUGUCAUUCCUGCUUUGGAGAAAGAAUGAGAUCAGAAUGAUCUUGCACAUACUAUCGUUUUUCUUUCUUUUUAGAGUUUACUUAUUUUUAUUUUAUGUGUAUGGGUGCUUUGCCUGUAUGUUUGUCUUUGUACCACAUGCAUACAUGGAGGACAGGAGAGGGCAUUGGGUCCCCCAGGACUGGAGUUACCAACAGUUGUGAGCUUCCAUGUGUUGGGAAUUGAACCCAGGUUCUCUCUCUCAAAAGCAUCCGGUGCAUUUAACCACUGGCUACCUGCUCUUUUAAAAGUGCUGUUAAUUAAAAAUGGGCAUUAUACCACAGCAAUGUAUUUUGGAAUUCAUUCUCAUUCUCUCUCUCUCUCUCUCUCUCUCUCUCUCUCUCUCUCUCUCUCUCUCUCUCUUUCCACUCCUGCUUUCAUUUUUGAAAUAGGAUUCCACUGUAUAGUAGUGUGUGCCUAUCAUCUGAUAUCCCACAGUAUAAUCUUGAUAGUGUGUGCCCAUAAUCUCAGAACUCAAGAAUCUGAAGGAGGGGGACAAUUAUGAACUUAAGGCCAGCUAAGGCUGCGAAGUGAAGCUCCACCACCAAAAGGGCAGGGGACUAACUGCUCAGUCAGUAAAGUACUUGCCAUGCUUCUUGAUGACAUGAGUUCAAUUCCCAGUGCCCAUGUAAAAGGUCAAGUAUGGUAGCAUGUACUUCCUAUUAAAGCAUUGUGAGGUAGACACAAGAGGGUCCCUGGGGUCUGCUGGCUCCCCAGUCUAAGCUAAUCAGCAAGACCCAGGUUAUGAUGAGCAAGUCUGUCUCAAAAAGCAAAGACAAUCACAUCUGAGUAAGGACACCGGAGGGUGAUGUCUGACCUCCACAUGUAAGUAAAUACCAGGCAAUGUGCAUAUCUAACUGCACUCAUCUCACUAUCUGCACACACACACACACACACACACACACACACACACACAUUCACAUGCACAUACACACAUAUACUCACACAGAUACACAUGCACACACACACAUUCAUAUGCACAUACACACAUAUACUCACACACACAUAUUCACAUGCACAUACACACAUAUACUCACACACACAUACACAUGCACACACAUACAUUCACACAUGCACAUAAACACACACACAUACACACACAGUAGCAAGCACUGGGUGCAGUGGUAUUUUUUUGUCUGCAAUUUCAGUACUACUCAGGAAGCAAAGACAUAGUAAGGAUCAGGAGUUCAAAACCAGCCUGUGCUGAUAUAAAAAUAAAAAAUUAGGAAGGCAAGCCCACACCCGUGGGUUUCCUGAGAAGCAGUCGAGUCAUCAGAGUUGGGCCCUGAGUAAGAGGAACUGACAACGGCCAGCUCCCAGUGUUUUGUUGGAUGUGUGCUGAUGUGAGGCUUUCCCCGAGAAGAUGAGAAGAAGCAUUGCCCUUACCUACCAGGCAGUAAAAGUUGAGAAACUCCAUUCAGAGGCAGGGAGGAGAGGAGAUAAAAGCCUCCCUCAAAGCCUCUUCUAUCUCAAGCUGCCAAAUGGCUGUGACUCUGGGACUAUGAUUGGUCCCAAGAAGUGGGAGUCAGCAACUCUGAGGCAAGGGAUUAGGCACUGAGUGUUUGGGUGGAAAGCCAGCUCCUCAAAAGAAUGCUUCUUUGUCUGCAUGCCAUCAGUGCCAAAGCAAAACACAUUUAUCAGCAUUGGAAAACUGCAAGGAGAGUCUGCAGAGUUUAAGCAACAGAAAGGGGCCAGGAGAAAUAGAUUGUUCGUGAUGAUCAUGACUAAUUUAAGAAGUAUGAAAUGUUUUGCUAGUUUAUUCUCUGAGAGAGCAGGUUUUAUUAUUUUACACAAAGCAUAAAUGUGCGUAAGGGCUUAGACCUCAUAAGCUCAUUUUCCGUCUACUUUUUCGAGAAUAAGCGUUUCCUGCCUUCCAACUACACCCUCCCAUGGCGAUUUUCAGGGCUUAACCACCAUGAAUGAGGUGUUGGUGGAAAAGUGGCUCAGGUGCUUGGCGUUUGAGCAGCUCCCCCUGACCGGACAUGAAUAAUGGGUUCCAGGUACUGUGAGAUGGAUGGACAAAACGGUGGGUGCAAUCUAAACAUCAGUCAGAUUACGGUAAAUUCCGGCUUGAUUCAGGAAAAUUUUAUCAAGAUAAAGAGAGAGAUAAAGGUCUCCAGACCACAGAAGAUGCCAAGUUCUAUGCCCUUUCCGCCAGGUUUAAGCCAUUCAGCAAUGAGAAUGAGACCUUGGUGGUUCAGUUUUCAGUAAAACAUGAGCAGGGCAUCGAUUGCGGCGGUGGGUAUGUGAAACUCUUUCCUGCCACGCUGAACCAGGAGGAUAUGCACUCAGAAUCCCAGUAUUACAUCAUGUUCGGCCCAGACAUCUGUGGCUUUGGCAACAACAGACUACAGGUCAUCCUUUAUCACCGAGGGAAAUACCAUGAGAACAACAAGACCCUCAAGUGCAGGAUUAAUAAAGACACUCACUUGUACACACUGAUCCUUCGCCCUAAUGCUACUUACGAGGUUAAAAUUGACAAUGAGAAGGUGACAGGAGGAGAACUGGAAGCUGACUGGGACUUCUUGCCUCCCAAGAAAAUAAAAGAUCCCUACGCCAGGAAACCGAGGAAAUGGGACGAACGGCUACAGAUAGAGGAUCCUGAAGAUAAGAAACCUGAGGACUGGCAGGACUCUGAAUUCAUCCCAGACCCUGAUGCCAAGAAGCCGGAUGACUGGAAUGAGGCAAUGGAUGGGGUGUGGGAAGGGCCCCUGAUACCAAAUGUCAAGUACAAGGGAGAAUGGAAGCCUCGGAUCAUUGACAAUCCCAAUUACCAGGGGGAGUGGAUUCACCCAGAGAUAGACAACCCCAAAUACAGGCCUGACCCCACCAUUUGUCACUACCAUAAUAUCAGCGUCCUUGGCCUGGAUCUUUGGCAGGUGAAAUCAGGCAGCAUCUUUGACAAUUUCCUUCUAACAAAUGAUGAAGAAUUUGCUGAAGAGGUUGGAAAUAUGACCUGGGGAUUAAGAAAGGAUGUGGAGCAGCAGUGGAGAGAGCUGUAUGAAGAAAUGGAGAAACAGAAGGAGGCGGAAGAGGCCAAGAAGAAAAGGGAAAAGCAGCGAGCCAAGCAAGAAGACAUCUGGGGACUAGAUGAGGAGGAUGAGGAGGAAAAUGAAGAGGACGCUGAGGAGGAAGCAGAGGAAAGGCCCAAGCAGGAAGGCAGCGGCGAGAGGGCAUCAGUGGAUCAAAAGGAAGCCCAUUUUGAGCAGAAGGAUGAACUGUAACUGCAGAGACAAUGGGUAUGGGAGAAGCAAGAGACGGUGCUUAGGAAGGGAAAUGGUCACAAGCUUAGCAAAUUAUGGGGAGUAAAACAACUGUCUUUAUAGAUAAACUUUGGAUUUAUAUUUCUACUCCCCUUCCCUGCUCUAUUUUGCUUAUUGGUAGAAAGGGAAUGAUAAUUUUAUCUCAGGAGGUGGCUGUAGAGACUGAAUGAGGUAAUGUGUGUAAAGUGCCCAAAGUAAAUACAUUAUAAAAAUGUAGUAGUUAAAACUACUGCCAUUAUCAUGGUGUUCAAUAAAUUAUUUGUCGGUAAUAAACUUCUAUAUAAACUUGGUUCUUUCAUUUGAA
Rattus norvegicus (Norway rat) is the source of this 5567-nucleotide messenger RNA. RefSeq names its product calreticulin 4 (gene Calr4). Gene Ontology annotation, biological process: protein folding. Gene Ontology annotation, cellular component: endoplasmic reticulum; cytolytic granule; cell surface. Gene Ontology annotation, molecular function: calcium ion binding. NCBI's taxonomy places the organism in Eukaryota, Metazoa, Chordata, Mammalia, Rodentia, Muridae. The record is from RefSeq and is a predicted model, not a curated record.